UUAGAUUUGAUUCUUGUCAAAGUUAAUUUAAUCCACAUUCUUGUGCACGGACUUCUUUCAAAUUUGUAGCGAGGCCGGUGAUGCAAUAGUUUCAGGCAGCGUUUCUGCAGAGUACGAACUCGCCGUACGACCUCCAGCCAAUGGCAUUUAUGGAUUCGCCACCCCUUUUCUGCCACCCACUGCUGCGUUGGCCACCUCCUAUGUACUGUCCCUUCCACCUAUAUAUUCAACACUAUUCUCCUCCUCCGCCGCAGCUCGUAAACCAAAAAAACCCUAACUUUUCACCUCCCCUCUAAAUUUCUCCUCUUUUCUUCACAUUUCUUCUAUCUGCACAUGGCAGAUUGGUCGAGAUUCAUGGCCAGGUCACCUCCUUUUCCCAGAAAGUUUUUCAAGCCUUUGACGCCUGGCUUCCAAAAUGGAAUGGCAAUUCCAAUAGCCUUUACUAGAAGCCUUGGCGAAAAGAAAUUGGAUAAAGCACUUAUUAAGAGCUGUCAGGGAUCCUGGGAUGUUCAAGUUCGUAGGACUUGCGAUGGAGUGUUUUGUUUUAAACAAGGUUGGAAGGAAGUUGUGAAGAAUCAUAGCCUGGAAGUUGGAGAGUUCCUAGUCUUUGAACACAAAGGCAACAUGGUCUUUAAUGUGAAAGUCUAUGAGCCACUAGGUUGUGAGAAAAUGUUUCCUCCUCCCUCCUUCAGGUUAAUAAUGGCAAAAACUCAUUGGAACGUCAAAUGUCCUAGCGCGACAAUCCCCCUUGACUUCGCAAGAUCAACUGGCAUUCUUGACAAAUCCUGCAUGCGUGUUAAAGAUCCGUUUGGAAAAUUAUGGCCAAUGGACAUAGGAAUUGUGAAAGAUAAAGAGAAAAUUGAAGCUGCUUGGAGUCGUCGUACAUAUUUAAAAAGUAAAGGGUGGAUUGAGUUUUACAAAGCCAACAAACUGAAGGACGCAGAUGUUUGCAUCUUUGAGCUCAUUCAGGUGCCAAAGUCAAGAUCAAAACCCGUCAUUAUGAAUGUCAAGAUAUUCCGCUUUGGAUCGUAGGCAGUUCCAAGUCAAAUUGUUAGCUUCAUUGAUUGUUUUUAGAUUUUGAACAAUGUGAACUAACAUUUAGAUGCCCCUAGUACUGUAAGUUGUAUUAGAUUUGGGUUAAGGUAUCAAAUUGAUAACUAGCUACUUUUAUCUUGAUGUUGCAAUGGAAUCUUUUAUGCAAAAACAAAGGAGUUGGAAGG
Molecule: messenger RNA, 1220 nt
Organism: Malus domestica (apple)
Lineage: Eukaryota; Viridiplantae; Streptophyta; Magnoliopsida; Rosales; Rosaceae
Product: B3 domain-containing protein REM8-like
Molecular function (GO): DNA binding
Source: RefSeq, a predicted model, not a curated record